This is a messenger RNA of Drosophila yakuba, 467 nucleotides long. Its product is annotated as glycine-rich RNA-binding, abscisic acid-inducible protein. The transcript has a single exon. Lineage: Eukaryota; Metazoa; Arthropoda; Insecta; Diptera; Drosophilidae. The record is from RefSeq and is a predicted model, not a curated record. Bases 32 to 409 code for a protein of 125 amino acids.
UUUUAUUGCAGAAAGUUUUUGAUCGUCCAAUAUGAAAGUUUGCCUCUUGAUUGUCUUCGUCUUCGUCCUCAUCAUCUCGGCCCUUUUGGUCAUAAUCAGCGGCCAUCCUGUGGAGGAACAAAAGGUCACACUGGAGGAUGCUGCAGCACAGCCGGGAAUCGAUGAUGGUACUGGAGUGAGGGCCGUUCGUCACUUUGGCGGCGGCGGCUUUGGUGGAGGCGGCUAUGGACGCGGAGGAUUCUGCUGUGGAGGAGGUGGUGGCUUCCGCCGCGGCGGCUUUGGCGGCGGUGGCUUCGGUGGUUAUCCUGGUGGCGGCUAUGGCGGAUAUCCCAGAGGUGGAGGCUACGGAGGAGGCAGUGCAUCAGCCUCUGCGUCCGCUUCAGCCAGUUCCAGUUGGGGACGUAAAUAAAAUAAUUAAUCGCUAUAAUUGAGACAAAAAUAGAGAAUUGUCGAAACGAAAACAAAAA